Molecule: messenger RNA, 4942 nt
Organism: Liolophura sinensis
Lineage: Eukaryota; Metazoa; Mollusca; Polyplacophora; Chitonida; Chitonidae
Product: activating transcription factor 7-interacting protein 1-like
Exons: 12
Coding region: 448-3933 (1161 amino acids)
Biological process (GO): regulation of DNA-templated transcription
Cellular component (GO): transcription regulator complex; nucleus
Molecular function (GO): protein binding; transcription coregulator activity
Source: RefSeq, a predicted model, not a curated record
UUGUAUCAUUAGUCCACGCGCCAGUCUCUCUCUGUGGUCGCAUGUAGAUCAAGUAGUGUAUCUUACGGUCUUACAGUUACACUGUAAGCUUAGCGCCAUGGUGCAGUACAUCGUCGACGCCGAUAGGCGUUGCGCCUCGCAUCAACCGUAAUACCUCUUCUUGGCGAUUUUUCUGAAGCUGGGUUCUUGGUGGGAUCCUCCAUCGAAUAUCAGGUUAUUGCUGUUGUGCCAUUUGAUGUCAACUCUAUCUCGAACUUGCCAUCUUUGAGUCUGGCCAUUCCAACUCGUAUGCGUACUGGUCAUUCCAUAAGGUAUUCGGAGACGACCCCCAAAUGUCACGUGACUAGUCAGUGUGAGGGUGUAGAACUACUAGAAGGGGUUACCACAGAAGUGUGAUCUUUCUAGAAGACUGAAUGGAACAGAGAGACAGUACAGCCAAGGCAAGUGAUGUCCACACUGCAAGAGGCUGUGGGUGUUGCAGGUCAGCCGGAUUGCCAAGUAUCAGACACGGUCAGCCACAACUCCAGAAUGCCUGUAUCAUUACUGGCUUGUCAGGACAGCACAGUUUGUGACAGUGGCUCUGAGUCCAUGGGCUUCUCCGAUACUGACAAUGAGAUAGGUUCUAGCAUUAAGCAAACAUUACUGAACAUUAAGGCUCUUAAUGGCGAAGCCAACAGCAUUAGCAAGUCAAAGGGUCCUGCACAAACAGAAGAAGAAACUAAUGGUUUAACAACUUCAGAGAAGAAAGACAUGGUGUCUGAUUCAAACUCCUUGGUUGUGUUGUCUGAGGAGGACAGUCAACAAGAUGAUCAGGAUGACAAAAGGAGUGAGGAGGAGGAAGAGGAGGAGGAGGCGGGGAGGGAAAUUGAGGAUGAGAGGAUGCUGACUGUAGGAAAAGAGGAACUGUCAAGUGAGGCACCCGUAAAUGAAGAUGAGGAGUUUCGACUUCUCAUGGAUGUAGAUGAGGAGGAAGCCCAGGAUAAGAUCACUUUAAACGAGGAACAUGGCAUGGAUGUGGGUGAGCCUGACAGAGUUACCUCCCCUGUGUCUGACAAUGGCUCUUCACAAUCCAGCAUGCAGGCAGAGCAAGAUGUCAGCAGCAAACUCAGUGACUCGGAAUCUGUGUCUUCUGACUUCAGUCAGAGUAAAAAACACCCUUUAUUUAUUGGUAAAAAUGUGAAAUACUCUUUCAAAGGGAUCAUGGCAACGGCAGUGAAGCGAGUCAGUAAUGACUCUGAUUCUGUCCAGUCUCUGUCCCCUCGACCAGAGGAGAAUACCAAACCAGACAGUUCUGUAACCUCUGCUGGAUCUAAUUCUCUGUCCGAGGCCACAGAUUUACCUGCUGACUCCUCCACCAUGCCUGAUGAAAGGAACUUGUUUGAAAAACUCAGUUUUUUGACUGAUUCUGGGAAGGAAGAAACAGAUGUUGAUGUGGACCAGGAGUCGAGCUCCCAAAUAAGCAGUAGUAAAGGGAAUAAAGUAACGAGGGAAGAAAGUGGCAGUAAUGAGGAACAGUCAGAGAAGACUGACCCUUCAGCCUGUUCAGUAGAUGAGCCCAUGGAGACAGACUCCCCAAAGGCAGCCACGAAUGAUGACAGCUCCACAUUGUCUGCAGUCUCCAGUACAUCGGCAGAGCCCAAGGAGCAGUUGGGCUGUCCAGAGGGAAAGGUGACUAGUGAUAAGGACGCUUGUGAAAGCUCUCAGGAUAAUGGUACAAACAGUGAUCCAUCUGAUGAACGUUCUGUGUCACAGACCAGCAGAUUACCAUCGCAGUCACUUCUGGGUAAUAGUAGUGCAUUUUGUGAAGACAAGGCAGUGAAAUCUCAAGGAAAGUGUGAUGGGAGUGAAACAGGGGCCAUUGUAAAGGUGGAAAGUGACCAGAGACAUUCCAGGAGUGCUGAUGCAUCAGGUAGUAAAGACAGUGUAUGUGACAUUAAAGAUGCUAGCAAAGACCCAAAUUUAUUACAUAAAUUAAAAGAACCAAAGAUUGAACCUAGCUGGGAAGAACUCCCACCCAAGAGUGGGGUUGAGGCAAGGUGUGAAGAGUUGAAAACGGAAACCUCAGUGAAACAUUGUGUAGAAUCUGAAGAAAGUGAAUGCAGCGAUCGUAAACGUUGUGCUGUAGAGGAUUCUGAGCAUUCCAACCCCAAGCGAUCCCGCCUAGACCUUGUAAUUGGAAAAUUGGGCUCACAAAUAGGCAUUAGUCCAGAAAAUAUUAAAUGUGAUGAAAGUAUGUUUGAUUCUGACAUUGAAUCAGGCAAAACUUCCAGUGACUCGACAGAAAAUCGUUCAGAAGAAGUAACAAGUGAAGAUGAUGAAACUGUGUCAAAAGCCUCUUGUAAGCAACUGACAGAAGAGUCUUUAGAAGAAAUGAUUAAACAGAAAAUCAAAGAAGUUCUUGAACAACAGAAGGAAAUGUUAACAAAGCAGUUCCAAGAAAAAAUCAACGAGCUGCAAACGAGCAACGAGGCAUGGAAAAGUCAAGCCAAAGAAUUACAUAGGCGGGCUGUAGAGCUAAUGAGUCAUCAACAAAGACAGGAACGAAGGAGAGCUGUAAGGGUCUGUGGUCAGAGGAGAAAUGUAGGAAUUCAAGUUGGAGAAGACAGAAUAAACAGUGUAAAUCAACAGACUACCUCAAAAGUGGGUGUGGCUAGCCCUUCACGGACACUGUCCCAGGCUGCCCUGACAAACCCCACACCCAUUAGUCUGCUUACUUCCAAGCCUGUCCCUACUACUAUUGCUGGGGUGAACCAACCCCCAACCAACCAGGUGCUGGUUCAGAGGAUGCCAAUGCCAGCUUCUACGAUUCGAAAGGAUGCAGGAGCUCCUACUGUGAAGAGCAUUUUGAACAGCAAUAGGAUUGGCCAACUCAGUGGACCAUCUACACAGCCAGUAACACAGGCUGCUCUGACUUCACAGGUGAACAAAACAGGAGUCACCAAAGCUCCAGGCAGCCAGGCUAUUGGGACCACAGGACAGGCACAGGGAAUACAAACAUUGGUCAAGGUGAUAGAUUUAACUUCAGAUGAGGAGAACAACUCUGCUAAGGGAGGCUCACCUCGGUCAGUUGUUGGUCAGAGUUUACUGGGCCAGUCAAUGUUUCGUCCGGCCUCCAGCGCCUCCCUGCAGCCUGGCACUCGUAUCCUCUUAAGCCCGGGAACACGAGCACCAGGUGUGGCUAACCAGACAACUUUAACAACUUCCCAACCACGUCAGCCUGGAGUGCAGUACCAGUACUUGUAUACGCCCAAUAACCAAGCAGUUGGGACCAGUAAUGUGGUCACCCUGGUGUCGCCACCAUCAGGGAGUAGCAGUACGGGUGCGAGGCCUGCAGCCCCUGCACCCCCACAGCUCACACGACCCUCUCAGCCAGCUGUAUCCCGUCCCCCACAGGCCACGCCCUCUGUACAGGCUCCACCUCCACUACAGAGUUUACCAGCUAAGGCAGCAACCACCACUCCUGGAGUAGCAGUAAAAGACAAACAAGAGUCAAAGGAAGCUUCCUCAGAGGGUGAGAAAUCAAUGAGGAAAAGUCCUGAGCUGUCCAAACACCCAGCUCCUCUUCCACCUCCCCCAGCCAACCAGGACUCAAGCCCGAAGAAGAAAGCACUACCUCCUAAACCAGGCCUGAAAAUUUCUCGUGUCAGUCAAGGCAUUGUUCUCUCCUGGAAUAUGCUGACCUCGUCAAGCCAUGCUGAGAUCGCCAGUUACCAGCUAUUUGCCUACCAGGAAACCUCGGCACCUGUCUCUACCCUUCUCUGGAAAAAGGUUGGUGACGUGAAGGCACUGCCUUUGCCCAUGGCAUGCACACUCACCCAGUUUCAGGAGGGUAACAAGUACCACUUCGCUGUGAGGGCUGUAGAUGUUCAUGGUAGGAUGUCGGCAUUCAGCGACCCAAGCACUAUACACCUAGUCGUGCAGAACAGCAAAUAGUGCCUUCAUCAUCACAUUGUCAAGACUUGAUUGGUCACAGGGUCCGCCAGUCUCACUGGAUCAGAUCAAAUUAGAUCAGAUCAGACAACAGUUUUCUAAGGAUAUCAUAUCACAUUCUGUUCCAUUGUCACCAGGGCAUUUUCAUCGUAAUUUUAAACUAAUUUUAAGGGCGACCUCCCCUGAAUGAGAUAGGGUGUAUUGACGGCUGUUUAGUCAAUGCAAAAGUAGAAGAAAGUUUUUAAAAGUGCUGUCCUCGGAAAAGAAUCGUAUAAUAUGUGUUUGUGAGUAGUUUUAAUAUAUUUAUUAUCUUGUUUUUACAUGGACUUGUCUCGUCAUGGUGGCUGUUGUAAUGAAUUUGUCUGGCAAGGAACUUGUUAUAGUACUUUUGUCUGACAGACUGAUUGACAGCUUCUGCCUUUGUACUAUACCAGGGGUAUUAUUUCUGAAGAGAGAUGAGAAGGUAUGCUGUGUGACUGCUGACCAUAUGUGUUCUCAUUAUGAAUGGUGUACAUGUACAAGUCUCUGUAUGGCAGAAUCGUUUACAGAAGUAUUUUAUUCCAUUAAUGAGUGUUUCGUCAAGGUUCUCCAUUACAUUAAUGGACAAAAAUUGAGACAUGAUUAAAAAAUAUUUACGUGGAGGUUAGGAUUUGAGUGGUUUCUUACACAAAUGUGAGUGAACAAGUGGAAGUAGAAAGGUAUCAGAAAUUAUGAUAGAGGAGUGAUUUUGUUUUUUUUUAAUUUACCAAAAGUAGUUGUGGCAGAAUUAUUUGCUUUGUUGGUUUGUGUACCCAGGAUCCUGCAUAUCAUAAAGCUGUGGUAUUAUUCCUCAACUUAGGUUUAAACACUAUGCUAGACCAGAUGCUCCGUACGUGGGAAGGUCUGCCAGCAACCAGAUUGUCGUGGGUUUUCCCUGGGCUCUGUUGGGUUUCCUCCCACCAUAAUGCUGGCCGCCAUCUUGUAAGUGACAUAUUCUUGAGUACGGCAUAAAAAAACCCAUCAAAUAAAUAAA